Molecule: messenger RNA, 5066 nt
Organism: Saccoglossus kowalevskii
Lineage: Eukaryota; Metazoa; Hemichordata; Enteropneusta; Harrimaniidae
Product: glycine dehydrogenase (decarboxylating), mitochondrial-like
Biological process (GO): glycine decarboxylation via glycine cleavage system
Cellular component (GO): glycine cleavage complex; mitochondrion
Molecular function (GO): glycine binding; pyridoxal phosphate binding; glycine dehydrogenase (decarboxylating) activity
Source: RefSeq, a predicted model, not a curated record
CACACUCAGUUUCCAUCGUUCCAUUUUAAACCGGAGCGCAGCUUGUACGGCUGAAAAAAUACUGUUCUCUCGUUGAAAGCGGGCGGCAAUUUCUACCAUCUGUCAAUUGCAGGCUCUGUGAGAUACCACAAUAUGUACAGAACGUCGAAGUUUGCCGUGGCCUCGCGGACUGUACCGCAAAUUCGCGACCGUCUGAGCAAGGGAUUUCCCGCGAAGUUUACAUCCAUCCAUUUUGUGCGUAAUUUCAGCUGUUCCCCGGCGUCGACGGGUGUCGACAAAUUAUACCCUCGACACGAUAACUUUAGCGAUAGGCACAUCGGGCCCAGUGCCGCACAGAGGAGCAAGAUGCUUGACAUUUUAGGCUUAAAGAGCACGGAUGAGCUCAUACGGAAAGUGGUCCCUGAAAAUAUACGCCUUGACCGAGAAUUGAACUUGGAGCCUCCCGUAUGUGAAAAUGAAGUUCUUACCAGGCUAUACGAAAUAACAUCACAAAACCAAACAUGGCGGAGUUACAUCGGAAUGGGGUACUACAACUGCAAUAUUCCAAGCACGAUUAAGAGGAACAUUCUAGAGAAUCCAGGCUGGUCAACACAGUAUACUCCAUAUCAACCUGAAGUUGCUCAAGGUAGGCUAGAAAGCUUGAUGAAUUACCAGACAAUGGUCGCUGACUUGACUGCCAUGGAUAUUGCAAACGCCUCUCUAUUGGAUGAAUCUACAGCUGCUGCUGAAGCUAUGGGACUGUGCUACAGACAAAACAAACGUUCCAGGUUUUACAUGGAUGCCAAGCUGCAUCCACAGACAAUUGCGGUGGUUGAGACUAGAGCAGAGUCUCUUGGUGUGGACAUCGUUAUUGCCAAUCAUAAAGAUAUGGAUUUCAGCAAGAAAGAUUUCUGUGGGGUGAUAUUUCAGUAUCCGGACACUGAGGGGAAUAUUGAAGAUUUCACUCGUCUCGUCGAUACAGCACAUGCUCAUGGGUCAUUGGCUGUCUGCGCAACUGAUCUCCUUGCACUGACCAUCUUGCGUCCACCUGGUGAGUUCGGGGUGGACAUUGCUCUCGGUAACAGUCAACGAUUUGGUGUUCCCCUCAACUAUGGCGGUCCUCAUGCUGGAUUCUUUGCUGUUAAGGACAGUUUGAAAAGAAUGAUUCCUGGACGAAUGGUUGGCUUAACACAGGACUCUGCCAAGAACAAGUGUUAUCGAUUGGCUUUACAAACAAGGGAACAACACAUAAGACGUGAUAAAGCUACAAGCAACAUAUGCACGGCACAGGCUCUUCUUGCAAACAUCUCGGCCAUGUUUGCUAUAUAUCAUGGUCCUAAAGGACUCAAAUAUCUAGCGACGAGAGUCCAUAACGGAACACACAUCAUAGCAGAAGGUUUAAAAAAGGCAGGGCAUACGAUUGAACAUGCCAUGUUUUUUGACACUAUCAAGGUGCAUUGUGGGACUGACAGACAGACAGUUCUUGACAGAGCCCAAGAAAAACAAAUUAAUCUAAGAACGUUUGAGGAUGGGACUUUCGGUAUUUCUUUAGACGAGACUGUGAAGGAAGAAGAUAUGGAUGACAUUUUGUGGGUAUUUGGUUCAGAUUCAACAUCGGCAAUGGUUGCUGAAAGUAUGGGAGAGUCUCCUCAAGGUAGUAUUUCUAACAGUGGAUUUAAAAGAAACUCGGAAUACCUCACACAUCCGGUGUUCAACAGUUAUCAUUCGGAGACCAAAAUUGUGAGAUACAUGAAGAUGUUGGAGAACAAGGAUGUUUCCUUGGUGCAUUCGAUGAUCCCAUUAGGCUCGUGUACAAUGAAGCUGAAUAGUACAACGGAAAUGGAACCUAUUACGUGGAAAGAGAUCGUCAAUAUUCAUCCAUUCGUGCCAAUUGACCAGGCUCGUGGAUAUCAGCAAAUGUUCGCUGAGUUAGAACGUGAUCUGUGCGAGAUAACCGGUUAUGAUAACAUCUCGUUUCAACCCAACAGUGGUGCACAAGGGGAGUAUGCAGGUCUUCGUGCUAUUAUGGCCUAUCUUGCAUCCAUAGAACAAAAACAUCGGAAGGUGUGUCUAAUUCCUAGAACUGCUCAUGGAACCAACCCCGCCAGUGCACAGAUGAGUGGUAUGAAAAUCUGCCCAGUGGAUUCUGACAAGCAAGGCAAUAUUGAUGUCAGACAUUUUGCCAAGUUGGUAGAGAAGCACAGGAAUGAUCUUGCGUGCGUUAUGCUGACGUAUCCAUCCACCAGCGGCGUGUUCGAAGAGGGUGUCCGGGAGAUGUGCGAGAUGAUUCACGAUGCUGGUGGUCAAGUCUAUCUCGAUGGUGCGAAUAUGAAUGCACAAGUGGGUCUCUGUCGACCGGGUGAUUACGGUUCUGAUGUCUUGCAUCUUAAUUUACAUAAAACAUUCUGUAUUCCUCACGGUGGUGGUGGACCAGGAAUGGGACCCAUAGGAGUAAAAAAACAUCUUGCGCCUUUCCUACCAGGUCAUCCUGUAGUGUCCCCGAGUGGAACAUCCGGUCCAGGAGCCACUCCAUUCGGCGUUGUCAGUGCGGCACCAUGGGGUUCCAGUGCAAUCUUGCCAAUUUCAUGGGCAUAUAUCAAGAUGAUGGGGGCUGUUGGAUUGAGGCACGCAACUACGGCUGCUAUUCUUAAUGCAAAUUACAUGAGCACCAGACUCUCAGACUAUUAUAAAACUGUAUUCAGAGGAAAGUAUGGUUUCUGUGCCCAUGAAUUUAUUCUUGAUUGUCGCGAAUUUAAAAAGUAUGGUGUUGAAGUUGCUGAUGUCGCCAAAAGGUUACAAGAUUUUGGCUUUCACGCACCAACCAUGUCGUGGCCUGUACCUGGCACACUGAUGAUUGAACCAACAGAGAGUGAAGACAAAGAGGAGCUUGACAGAUUUUGUGAUGCUCUUAUACAAAUCCGACUUGAAAUACGUGAUAUUGAGGAAGGUAGAAUAGAUGUAAGACAAAGCCCUCUGAAACAUGCUCCUCAUACCAUGAAUGUGGUGAUGAGUUCUACCUGGGAUAGACCGUACAGCAGAGAACAAGCCGCCUUUCCUGCACCAUUUGUAACAUCAAUCAACAAAGUCUGGCCGACGUGUGGUCGCAUUGACGACGUCUAUGGAGAUCAAAAUCUAAUCUGCAGCUGCCCACCCAUGGAGUCGUACAGCUCUCCGUACCUUGAAGAGUCGGUAUCCGAAGAAAGCAAAGAGAAGAUUGCUGCGUAGCUAGAAGAUGUGUACGAAGGAUGAUGUCAAUAAAACGUUUUAAUCCGCACACGUGUGAUAUGUGAACCUUCUCCCCCUUGCAGUACAACCAAUUAUUGGUGCAAUCCAAUUUGUUUUUUUAUUCUUUUAUACAAGGUGGGGCAAACCAUUUGAUAAAGGGGUGGAAGGCUGAAGUAUAAAAGUACAUUGCAUUUGGGUGGGAUUUUAAUACAAUUCACAGAGUGCCUGCAAAAGUGGUUGUUGUAGCAGCUAAAAUAGAACUAUUUUAAAAGUGAUUUUGUAGAUGGUAUAUAAUUUUCAAAACUGCUGGUUUCGGCAAAAGUUUGUUUUAAUCUUGUAUACAUGUGGAUAUGAAGGUGUACAUAAGGUAAUUUGUGAUAAAUUAUGCAAAGAUGUUUUUAAGAUAUGCACAUUUUUAUGAAAAUUCUUCUAUCAGAAUUAAGUGUUUUAAAGAUUGAUUUUUUGUUGUUGAAUGGAUGACAUUGACUUUGCUUGAACGCAGAUGGGUGUUUUUUAAAAUCCAUGUGUACAGUCAGUCCAAACAAUACUGUAAAAUGCUUCAUUUUUCCCUUUCAUUCUAUUUUAAGAAAUUAUGGGAAGACAUCCUGCUAGAAUCUUUGCUUCAUGAAUUUUACCCCCUCCCCAUUCUACUAAGAAAGUCUUUUGGGGUGUCUUAAACUUACCGUGCAAUAGCUCUUUAUUUCCUCAAUGUAAGGCAGCUGCAGUUUUUUGCGAAGAGUUUGGUUAUUUGCGGUCAAAGACUCAUUUUUUGUUCAGAAUAAAGACUAGCUUGAAGUAGAUAUUUAACUAAUCUUGUGUAUAUAGCCAACAUAUGCUUGGUUCUUAACUAACUUUAUACACUGGUUUUAAUUCUGGCUUAAUGUUCGUAUGAUGAAUUUUGCUUUGACUACUUUGGCUUUCUAUCGUAAAAGGUUUAGUAUGAAAAGGAUAAACAAAACUCAGUACUGAGAAAAGUCUUCCUUCUUUAAUAAUUAUUUAAUCAGGUAAUUUGUAUUCAUUGCGCCUUUUUUUUUCUAGAAAAAUAGUGUGACAUAGAGGGUGCUGGUCUCAUGGGGGUGGCCUGUUUUCUCAUGGUUGUCAGAUGUGAAUUGGUUGGUAUAAAAAAAAAAGCUCUUAAAAUAUUGUUGAUCUAUGAAAACAUGUGUAUUGUGCAGAGUUCCCAAAAUAAACAACUUUAAAGUAGACUUGUAUUGCCAUCGGUUACCAUGGAAAAAAUAUUGUUAACCUGUUUUUUUUAAUGACUAAUCGUGUAUGGUAAUUAUAUUAUAGUCAUUUAAAUAUUUAAUUAGUGGUGUGAAUUUCAUAUCAUGCAUUGUGUGAAUUACUUUAUAAGAAUUGACAUCGAAGGCAUACUAAUUAUAUUAUUGUACAACUUUUGGAUGAGAUAUUGAUGAAUUAGAUUGUUUAUAUAAUCAUGUGUGUGACCUGGCACAAUUUGUUUCUGGUCAUUGUGUACGUCUACAAAAUUAUCAUACAUCAACUCUUUUAUUUGUAUUGCGCCCUCUAUGGCAGAAACUACAGCAGUGUCUUAACAGGUAAAUUAUUAAUGCAAUUUCCAAUAGAUGUUUGUCAAUUAGGAUUUACAGUAAUUCCCGCAAAGAAAAAAUUACUUUUUAUUUUUGGGGGAAAAAAUGUCAUUACUAAUAAAUUGUUUCAAAAUAAUAUAUUCGAAAUAUGUAAAGUGUAACUAUUGUAAAAAAAAAAAUAAAUUACAGUAUUCAUUAUAAAAUAAUUUUAAAUUGUUUUGAAAAGCUCUGGUUAUCUUGCGAGUGGGUGGACUUUUUUUAACAUGUCUAUAUUUUUGGAGGAUGCAAGGAAUAAACUGGUGAAUUUUCAACAAA